UACAUUGUAUUGGUGCAUAUACAUACACUAGGCUCGUGAGCAAUAUAGCAGCAGCCAUCUUAUAUUUUGUGUUGAAGAAAAACAUUUAUUUAAACAAAUGUCUCGCGUUAUUCCGUGAGUAGAAACGGCGAGGAGGAGUGCGCUCGAUGAGGCGUAGCUUUUUUAUCAUUAAACCCGGACCACUACAUUAGCAAAGGUGGAUUGGUACGCAGGAUAUGAGCAGUUUGUCAAGCGCAACCUGACUCUGCUCCCAGAACAGCAAGCAGCGAGCCAGCAUCUUCAGCCACUGCAGCAGCUGGUUCAUCCCCAUCAUCACUCGGACAUUAUGACAUCAAUGUUCGACCAACAGAUAAAAAGUGAACCUAUGGGAUUUUACUCAGUAGCUUCAAGUCGGUCUGACGGUUCUAAUUCUAUGGUAAAUCUCUCUGACGAUCGCGAGGAUCUUUCUCAGCAGGAGGGACAUCUUCAGCAGCAGGAAUCACAUUUGCAACAGGAGAGUCAUCAUCAGCAAUCCGAGGGACAUUUGCAGCGACAGGACGGUCACUUGCAAAAUAUGCAACCACAUCAGCAACAUCACGACCAUCAUGAUCAUCACGAUCAUCAUGAGCAGCCACAGGGAGCAAGUGACUCGCCAGGUCGUCAGUCAACUGGUCAGCAAACUGUCAAGGAGGGAACGAGAUCCAAGCCGCAGCCUUGUAAAGUUUGCGGUAAAGUUCUCUCUUCCGCCAGUUCAUACUACGUUCACAUGAAACUGCACUCGGGCAAUAAGCCGUACCAUUGUACGGUUUGCGAAGCCAGCUUCUGCAGGAAGCCGUACCUCGAGGUUCACAUGAGAACCCACACUGGCGAGAGACCGUUCCAAUGUGAAUUGUGUCUUAAACGUUUCACUCAGAAGAGCAGUUUGAAUACUCACAAGCGUGUACACACUGGUGAACGUCCCUAUGCUUGUGAUAUUUGUCAGAAAAGAUUUGCUGUUAAAAGUUACGUUACGGCACAUCGUUGGAGUCACGUUGCUGAGAAGCCUCUCGUUUGUGAAAGGUGUUCUCUGACCUUCACGUCAAAGAGUCAAUUUGCGAUUCACAUUCGCACCCACACGGCAAACACCACAUUCGAGUGCAACAUUUGCGGUCGCACAUUUGUCCGAGACAGCUAUCUGAUAAGACAUCAGAAUCGAGUGCAUCGCGAGAUGAAUCAAGCAAAUGCCAAUCACAAUCCACCGACACCACAGAGUAGCGGCGGAGCAAGUGGCACUGGUUUCGAGAGUCCCGUUUGUGAAUUACGCUACAACGAGGGCCAAUCAUCAUUGGAGUCAUUGAGCGCGAGUAAAGGCGGUGGAAUCGCUGCCGAAAUUGCGAGUUUAGCCAAGCAGAACAGUCUACAACUUCCUCUUCCACUGCUGCAUCCGCAGACCACCAACUAGUGUUUGGACGGCAGCGCGACACAGUCUCUGCCGUUACAACAGUCACCGCAGCAAGUAAUAUGUCCCACCACCACAAUGGCCUCAACGCCAUUUACACUCAAUUCAUCAUCAUCAUCCCUAUCACACGAGCACCUAACAUCACAGAGUGUCUACCAAACGACGGGAUCAUCAUCCGGUCCCAUGAACAGUUCCAAUUCCCAAAUCUAUUCACAUUUAACGCCUCCAACUCUCGAUCCCGCGGACUCGCAUCAAUUGCACCGCGGCAUCCCUCCGCCAGGGCUACACCCUGCAUUAUAUCUUUACGCCCAGUACACGAAUACCGGUCCCACUAUUUCCUAUCCCGAAUACAUUCAACGCAAUAACUGAAAACAAAUUCAUUGCUAGCAUUCACGAUUCAGCUUGUGAUUCGAAAUUCCCCCAAUUCUUUCUUCUUUUACUUUUCUCAUCUAUUUUCGGUAUUAUUCACUUCAAAAACAAUUUAUUUUUCAAGUCUUUUUUUUGGUCAAAACUUUCAAGAUUCGAUCAAAUCAACGAAAUUUGUUUCACUCUCUAUAAACUUUGAACGCUCAAAUAAAUUAAAUUUAUCAUUUAUUUUCUAUAAAUUUUGAACGUUCAAAUUAACGAAAUUUGUUUCAUUCUCUUUAAAUUUCGAACGCUUAAAUGAACGAAAUUUAUGUUUAAUUUUCUAUAAAUUUUGAACGAAAUUUGUUUUAUUUGCUGCAAAUUUUUAACAUUCAAGUGAAAGACAUUUUUUUAUUCCAUUUGCUAUAAAUUUUAAGCGAUCAAAAUAAACGAAAUUUCUUUCUCUCAGCUUCCUAAAAAUUUUAACGUUCAACUGAAUGAAAUAUUUUCCCACUACAAAUAUUUUCAAAAAUUACGGACUGGAGUUAAAAUUAACGAAAUAUUUCGUUCAUUUGAACGUUCCAAAUGGAAAAAAGAUUCGUUUUGAAAUUAUAUGUUCGACUUUGAUUGCAGUCAGUGAUUUUUGGAAACAAUUAAAAAAAAUAUUUCGUUCAUUUAAAUAUUCCAAUUUUUUUGGGCAUAAGAUUCGAGUUUAAAAUUACUUUUUCGAUUUUUAUUGCAGGCGCUAACUUUUGAAAACAAUUAAAAUAUUUCGUUCAUUCGAACGAUCCAAAUGAAAAAAAAAAUUAUUGUUUGACUUUGAUUACAGUCAGAAAUUUUUGAAAAUAAUUAAAAUAUUUCGUUCAUUUGAACCUUCCAAAGUUUAAAGUUUAACAAUCGUAAUUUAAUCUAUUAAUUCAACAAAUUUGUAAAUGGAGAAAGAGAGGCAGAAACAGAAUAAUUGCAUAAUUUUGAAAAAGAAUUUUGAAAAAAAGUUACAGAAACUAAUUUAUACGAAAUAAAAUUUCAAUUUUCAUUUGAAUCGAAAUUCGAAUUACUUUCAAUUUCCAUAAAAUAAUGAUCGGAAAAAUAAAAAAAACUAGAAAAGUUAAAGAAUAAAAGAAUUAAAAUUGACUUUCGAAUCAUUAAAAAAUGAAUCAAUGCCAGCAAGAGAUAAAUUCUCAGAUGUCUCUACACGUUUCAAUUGUGUCUGCACUUUUCUUUUGUAUCUUUUUUAACUACGUCUGCGAGUAUACAUAUAUUAUGCGAACAUCACACAUAUUUAUAUUAUAUUUUUAAAGGAGUUUAGUCACUUGGAUCUGUGAUAUAGAUAGUAAUUAUUGUCUACAAAGUUUAAACAAACAAAAAAAAUAUUGGUUUUGCUGUUUCGAUGCAACAAACUAAAAACGAAAAAGAGAAGAAAGUGGAAAGUAAAAGAAAGCAAAUGUCAUCGAGCGAUAUUAAAAUCUUUGGCCUCUACCAAAGAUGUUUGGUAGACACCCUAAUAAUAUUAGUUUUAACGAGACAAAAAUCGUUAAACUAAAAAUUCUUUGAUACUAUUCGCCAUCACUUAAAUUUUCACUUUUCAAAAAAAAAAAACAUCUCACGUUUAUAUUCCAAUAUCGAUAACAGUACUAAUCGCUUAUUCUUUUUUUUUCUUUUCCAGUCCGAAUCAGAAUGGAAUUUUCAAUUAAUCGGUUAUAGUAAUUAUUAAUUAUCUCAAUUAUUAUUAAUUAAUUACUUAACUAGUGGAUUUAAUUUUACUAAUUACAUAAUUAGUAGUUUUGAGUUUUGCUAAUUAUAUAAUUGAUAGAUUCGAUUUGUUUAUUAAUUACAUAAUUAGUGGAAUAAUUUAGAAACAAUUUAGCACAAUACUGAAAUUUUAAUUCGAAUUAUUAGAGAAAAAAAUUCGAUUUCUGAUUCGCGACUAAGGAAAUAACACUCAUUGUGUAUUGAGAUCAUCCUCAUGGUUUCUCUUUGACUCGAAAAGCUUUCUUAACUUUAUUUCUGCAGUGAUUCUCUAAUCAUUUGUUUCUUCAUAAAAAAGCGUUUAUUUAAAAUUUAUAUUUUUCAAAAUCGUUUCAUUCAAAGAACUAUUUUUUCUGUUAAUUUCUUAACGUUUCUCAAUUACUUCUCAAGAGGAAUUUAAAAAAAUUAUUUAGUUAAAAUUUUGAAAAAAAUCUACCAAAUUGUUAGAAAAUAAAUUUAAUUGGUUGAAAAUGAAUUUAUUUAUUCAAAGGAAAUAAGUACAGAAAAUAAUUUCUUUUUAAGAACAAAUUUCUGUUUGGAAGAAAAUUAUAAAUUGUAAAGAAAAACCGUUUAUUCGUUGCUUAAUAUUUUCAGAGGAAACUUGAAUAUUCGCGUGAAAAAGUAGAUCUCAAAUUGACAAUAAUUUUUCAAAUUUCGACACUAAACGAAUUUAAUUGAUUUCAAAAUGAAAAUGUUUCUUCUGGAAACUUAAGAAAAGAAAAUGGUUUUCUUUUUCGAACUUCAACAAAUUUUUAUUUUCUGAAAAAAAUGUUUUUUCUUUCCUUUAAAUUUUUUAGUCAAUUUUUUUUAAAAACUUUUUUUUAAAGGAAACUAUUUUCUAUUCUUUCAUCAAUGUUUAGAGAUUCACACUAGAUUAGUUUUUCUUGGAGCGAGAGACAAUAUCGAUUCUAAUGAUAAAAAAAAGAAAAAAAGAAGAAACAAAACAAAUUUCCAACUGUAGAUUAAAAAAAAACAAACAAAAUCUAGAGAUUUGAAGCCAUUAGUUCCAUAGGUGUACUUAUGUUUGACAUAUCGAAGUAUACUUUAUACGACGUUGUAAAUACAGAUUACGAAUCCAGAAAAAACUUAGAUAAUGUUUUGAUGAUAAAACAAAAAUCAUACUUUCAUCUACGGUCCAAGAACAUUAUUUAGAAGGUAGCAAAAAAAAAAAAAUAGUCCAACUGUUUACGCAAAAAAACACUAUUAAGCUACUAAUUUCAAAAAAAUAAUUGCUAACAAAUACAAGGGGGGAAGGGGGGAACAUAAUAGCGCAUUUUUGCAAAAACUGUUCCCAAAUACGAAAUUUGAGCCCUCGAUUUACAAUUUAAAAAAAAACAAGUGCGCGUCACAAAAAAAACGGGGCUGACUCAUUAAAUAUUUAUUUCUAUUCUGCAAGAAAAAAAA
This is a messenger RNA of Leptopilina heterotoma, 4915 nucleotides long. RefSeq names its product zinc finger protein OZF-like. The record is from RefSeq and is a predicted model, not a curated record. Gene Ontology annotation, molecular function: chromatin insulator sequence binding. Gene Ontology annotation, biological process: regulation of transcription by RNA polymerase II. Gene Ontology annotation, cellular component: chromosome. The transcript has 3 exons. The coding region runs from base 326 to 1420 and encodes 364 amino acids. NCBI's taxonomy places the organism in Eukaryota, Metazoa, Arthropoda, Insecta, Hymenoptera, Figitidae.